Molecule: messenger RNA, 2759 nt
Organism: Odocoileus virginianus texanus
Lineage: Eukaryota; Metazoa; Chordata; Mammalia; Artiodactyla; Cervidae
Gene: FERRY3
Product: FERRY endosomal RAB5 effector complex subunit 3
Biological process (GO): regulation of mast cell degranulation
Cellular component (GO): cytoplasm
Source: RefSeq, a predicted model, not a curated record
AGGCAGCAGACAGCUGAUGGGCCGAGGGCCAAGGCCGGUGGUCAGGACCCGUACUGCGGACAGCUGGGAACUCGGAACUAGAGGAGUUUUCUAGAAUCCUGCUAAAGAUGAAGAAAAACAGAAAAAGAUUCUGCAACCGAGAGAGGGAAUUUGUGUAUAAAUUCAAAGUUGGAAGUCAGUGCUUUGAACUGAGGGUACCCCUCAAAUUUCCUGUUCAAGAGAAUGCCAGUCAUUUACAUGGACGUCUGAUGCUGCUGCACAACUUACCAUGCUUUAUAGAAAAAGACUUAAAAGAAGCUCUGAGCCAGUUUAUCGAAGAAGAAUCCCUCAGAGAUUAUGACAGGGAGGCAGAAGCCGCCCUGGAAGCUGUGAAGUCAGGUGAAGUCGAUCUGCAUCAUCUGGCAAGCACAUGGGCCAAAGCUUAUGCCGAGACCACGCUAGAGCACGCGAGGCCCGAGGAGCCCAGCUGGGAUGAAGACUUUGCAGAUGUGUACCAUGACCUCAUCCAUUCUCCCGCGUCUGAAACUCUCCUAAACUUGGAGCACAACUACUUCGUCAGUAUUUCCGAACUCAUUGGUGAAAGAGACGUGGAGCUGAAAAAGUUGCGGGAGAGACAAGGUAUUGAAAUGGAAAAAGUGAUGCAGGAGUUGGGAAAGUCACUGACAGACCAAGAUGUGAACACCCUGGCGGCUCAACAUUUCGAAUCCCAGCAGGACUUAGAAAAUAAGUGGUCCAAUGAAUUAAAACAGUCGACUGCCAUUCAAAAACAAGAGUAUCAGGAAUGGGUAAUUAAACUUCAUCAAGACCUGAAAAACCCCAACAACAGCUCCCUCAGCGAGGAAAUUAAAGUUCAGCCAAGUCAGUUCAGAGAAUCCGCUGAAGCAAAUGGAAGGGUUUAUGAGGAGCAGAGGAAGUUAGAAGAAAGCUUUACCAUCCACUUAGGGGCCCAGUUGAAGACCAUGCAUAACCUGAGGUUGCUGAGAGCAGACAUGCUGGACUUCUGCAAGCACAAGAGGAACCACCGAAGUGGCGUGAAGCUCCACCGACUGCAGACAGCGUUGUCGCUUUACUCCACGUCCCUUUGUGGCCUGGUGUUGCUGGUCGAUAAUCGAAUCAAUUCCUACAGUGGCAUUAAAAGAGAUUUCGCCACGGUUUGCCAGGAGUGCACUGACUUUCAUUUCCCCCGGAUUGAAGAGCAGCUGGAGGUUGUCCAGCAGGUCGUACUUUAUGCAAGAACCCAGCGCAGGAGCAAGUUGAAAGAAUCUCAUGAUUCUGGAAGCCGAAAUGGAGGAAGUGAUGAUAAGACUAAAACUGCAGAUAGAAACUAUUUAAAUAUUUUACCUGGAGAAUUUUACAUCACGCGGCACUCUAACCUCUCAGAAAUACAUGUUGCUUUCCACCUUUGUGUGGAUGACAACGUGAAAUCAGGAAACAUCACUGCUCGGGACCCCGCCAUCAUGGGGCUCCGAAACAUCCUCAAGGUUUGCUGUACCCACGACAUCACGACCGUCAGCAUUCCCCUUCUGCUGGUGCACGAUAUGUCAGAGGAAAUGACUAUACCCUGGUGCUUAAGGAGAGCGGAACUGGUGUUCAAGUGCGUCAAAGGUUUCAUGAUGGAAAUGGCCUCGUGGGACGGAGGGAUUUCUAGGACAGUGCAAUUUCUGGUGCCACAGAGUAUUUCUGAAGAGAUGUUUUACCAACUUAGUAACAUGCUUCCCCAGAUCUUCCGGGUGUCAUCGACACUGACCUUGACCUCCAAGCACUGAGCCCCCACAGACCAACAUGCUGAAGAAGAUGCUGGGAUCCUGUCAAGCAGAAGAUGCCCAGAAAGAGAACUUGUCACCCAAGGCACAGAUCCAGUCAUGAUAAACGUCUGCGAAACAUUCCAAAAACCCAGAUUUGUACAGACUGGUGAUCAGCCCCUUACUUAUACAUUCAUUCUUAAGCCCUGUUCAUGGGGAAAAAAAGGUCUUGUUUUUUUUUUUCCCUACUGUUUCCCCGUUGUUCUAUCUGUGAAUAUUGGUGGGUUCAAACUUUCUCUGUUUCACACAUGGGCAUUUGAUGUAGGAGAUUAUUCACUACAAUUUCAUGGAAAUACUUGACUUUUCCAAAAGUUUGAAUCCUACCCAGGUACAAGGCUUAUCAGUGAGUCACUGAGUCAUGUCUUACUCUUUGUGAUCCCAUGGACAGCAGAACCUGACAGGCUAGAACACUCCAGGCAAGAAUACUGGAGUGGGUUCCCAUGCCCUCCUCCAGGGAAUCUUCCCCACCCAGGGACUGAACAUGCGUCUCUUACAUCUCCUGCAUCGGCAGACGGUUCUUUACCACCAACGCCAUCUGGGAAGCUGCAAGAAACAAAAAGCACUCUUAUUGGUUUGCCUGCACAUAAUCACUUACAGAAAGAUGUUUGGCAGAGACAGUGCUUUCUCAUAACACAGAAAGUGUCUUGACCUACUCAAGGCAGCAACUGUCCAAUAACAGCCCCAAGGAGAACACCAUUCCAGGCUGGGUCCACAGCUCACUAUCACUUUACAAACCCUUUUCCAAAGAGCCCGGUGGUCCCACCAAGAGAUGUUCUGCCCUUGGAGCAAGAGAUUGUCUUCUAAGCACAAAUGCUACCAUUGCGACUGAUUCUAACACAAAACAAGGUAGGUAGAAAGUGGAAUGUACUGGUACAGGGUCAGAGACUGCUGGGGUUCAUACUGUGUCAGCUCAAAUUGGAGGUGGGUGUAGUGGGAUCAAUAAAAGGCGUUAACAUU